Schistosoma spindalis is the source of this 2789-nucleotide messenger RNA. NCBI's taxonomy places the organism in Eukaryota, Metazoa, Platyhelminthes, Trematoda, Strigeidida, Schistosomatidae. The record is from the annotation of a GenBank genome assembly.
GCGUAACAGGCGUUAAUUCAGGUAUCAGGUUAUGAUCAGAUUAUUAGUUUAGUGCUACCUACCGUUGGUUAUAACAAAAAUGAUCAAGCGAAAUGUACUGAGGUGCUAAAACCACAGGUAUAAUACAAAAUAUCUGCACUUUAUUUAUUAGAAUAAAAUACGUCAAUGUGAAUCACGGAUUAAAACUUCUAAAAAGUCGAAAAAUACCAACUUAAAGUUACGACUUCCAGAAGCAACCAUUGCGAAGCCAACAUUCACUCAUAUGGCUAUCAAAGUUUUGGUAGAUGAAGGAUAUGUUCGACAUGUCGUUUCUCAAAAUGUUGAUGGCUUACAUGUGCGCAGUGGUUUGAAUCGUGAAAAACUUUCGGAGCUACAUGGUAAUUUAUUCAUUGAACAAUGCAUCGCUUGUGAACAUACUGUUUUUCGGACUUUUGACGUCGCUGAAACCACUUCUCGUUCACACCAUUUCACUGGACGCAUUUGUCCUCGAUGUCGUAAUUUACACCCUGUUGAAAGUACAAUAGCCAGUGAUAUACUAAAGAAAACAGCCGAACAUUUAGCAGUAUCUAAAUAUAGGAAAAAUGUAUCAAAUGAAAAUCUUAUGUUGAGUUACCGAUAUGCUGCAAGAAAAUUAGCCAGAUCUUUUGAAGGUGUACGUCUUAAAGCAGUGGAACAUUUACGCAAUACUCAAAAGUCUGAGAUGCAGACUAACUCAGUUCUUACGAAGGCACCUUUGCUACGAGAUGUUGUUGUACACUUUUUUGAACGACAACCAGAGAUGGGGUUAACAGAAAUAUAUCGUAUUCGAUCAGCAAUCGAAGCUGUGCAUGGCCGUAAAGCUCUUCAAGAUGCUGUCAAUGCCACUUCGAAUGACCGUAAACCUUUGAGUCAUGGAUGCAAACGUUCCCAUAAAGAGUCAACAAAAUAUCUCAUUGGAUCCCCAUGGUUUAAAAGAAUGCGUCCUGCUAUGAAGAUGGAAUGUCAAGAUUUUUGUAAAACAUCGGAAGCAGUUGAUGUGAAACCCAUCUCUUCGGAUUCUCUGGAAACUCCCGCUAAAUUAAUUGUUGUUGUUGGUUCAUCUUUAACUGUUUUGCGCAAUUAUUCAUUUUUAUGGCCUUAUGGCCUUGGGAGGUGCGGUCAACUAAGUUCGUCGAGCAAACAUAAAAAGAAACACACAUGUGUUGAUUCUGUUUGCAAAUUGACUUCAAUCCCUGAUACUCCUGAAAAUUGUCGGUUGGUUAUUAUUAAUUUACAACCAACAUGCAAAGAUGUGGUUGCUGAUUUGGUAAUUCAUGUUCCUUGUGAUGAACUAUUUCGCGUUAUCAUGUCAGACCACUUAGAAAUAGAUGUUCCACAAUAUGACCACAGGCAUGAUCCUCUUUAUUCAAUCGGUCUUUCUUUAUCUCCAGAAGAAGAGUGCACACGUACUCGUUUGAACAUCCCAUUUUCUUCCGUAUAAUAUUGUUUCAAAAUUUUUCACUCUGUGGUGUACAGUUUCACAUGAUUUGGUUGUAGCUAUUGAUUACUAUUUCGUUCUUUAGAUGUAGAAUAAACAUUUCUCUUUUGUACUCAAUACAAGAACCAGUACCUUUGUAAAUAAUAAGGUACAUUUCCAUAAUUAAAAGAGCCUAAUAGAAUUGCAUCGUGUCAUGAUAGUUUAUUUGCUCUCGAAUUAAACAUGAAUUCGUGACACCAAUCGAUCAAUUUAUGAAUACUAAAAAGUACAUUUCACUUUUGGCUCUAGUUGAGAUUAUUUUCCUUUUCACUCCUUAUCUUUAGCCUGUCCAUUUUUUGUAUAAAGUUCUCUUAUUUAUAGUAUUUUUUAUACUAAGGAGAACUAAGGGACAAAAAUAUUACUGUAGUGAACCUUGUAAAACGCUAUGGAUUCAAUAUUGAGAUGUCUACUACGGGAAUCGAAGUGUUUCAGGUAGAAUUCUGUUGAAUUCCUAGUAGUUUGAAUAUCAAAAAGAUUGGUCGCACCUCUCUAGGUAUAUUUUUCCAUAUUUUUACUAGGUUCAAUAGUUCAAGAAUUUAGUCUGUUAGUGUUUUGACUAUGUAGCUACGGCAUCUGAAGUGUCUUAGUUUACUUAAUAAGUUCUUGUUGUUAUUGGUUAAUCUGUGGUUUUGUAAGAUCAGCAGCUUAGUGAUCAAAACACUGGUCCCAACCAUAAAUCUCAGAUUCGAAGCACCAUCCACCUACUUCAACUUUUCCAACAGAGUUAUUAUUAUUUCCCCUCUUCUCACACGUACAAACAAUAUGCCUGAAAACAGAGUGAACAAACCCAUAUUUUGUAAAUGAAUUACUUUAAUAAUUAUUUCCUUCCAAGUUACAUGAUGAAGUGAACUAUAUUAAUAUCAGACUCUAAAAAUAGUUUGUUUGUGUCCCAUCGAGUUUAGGUUGUAAAUGGUUGCGAAAAGAAAAUUUAGAAACUGAUUAUACAUAGGUUCUUAUUUUGUUGUUGAUAGUUUCUACAUUAUAAACCUUUCCUCUAGCGAUUGGCAAUUCUAAAUUGUUUACUGACAGUCUUAACUAUAAUUUCGAUGAUAUCUUGAUAAAUGUUUAAAUUUCCAGUUAACAGGAAUCAGUUGUAUAUUUCCGUAAAAUAUGCGUAGUUCACACUUGUCACUUGCGUGUUUAUCAUGUAUUCAUUUUGUUAACUAGUUUGCACUUCUUACUUGUUUCAUUUUUUGGGGUUCAUAUUUUUCUUAGGUUUCAAAGACGAUAAAUUAACAAUGAGAAAGUUAUAAACAAAGAAUAUUACUGAAUAUAUUCAUUAUAAGAAGGAAAC